AUGACCUCGUCUCAGAAGAAGGCCGAAGUCGUCCUGGGAUGUGACAAUUACUUCCUCUGGGAAUUCGUCAUGCGAAUGACACUGGCGAGGAAAGGGCUACUGGCGCACGUGGAAAUGGUGAAGGACCCGGCGACGAUGACCGAGGCCUGGUUACUCAACGACAUGAAGGUGCUCGGUCUGAUUGCUCAAGGGGUUUCCGUGGAGCACUACACGAAGAUUCGGUCGGCGACCUCGGCCAUGCAGGCCUGGAACACGUUGCUCAAGUACUACAACAGAACAACGAUACACAACCGGGUGACAAUGACUCGUCGACUCCACGAGUUCAAGAAGGAGGAUGGGUCCACGAUGGCCAGGCACCUGGAUAAGUUUGAUGGGCUCAUCGUGGGGCUGCAAACACUCGGUGAGCCCCUGGGUGACAGCCGACAACUCAUCAUUCUGCUCAGCAGCUUGCCAGCUGAGUAUGAGUUGAUUGUAUCAAUAGUGGAGAACAUCAAGGACGUGACCCUGAUCGAGGCGAGGGAGAAGUUGCUCAAGGAGUAUGAGCGGCAGGAAAAGCAAGAGUCUUCGGAACAUGCACUGAAGCCUACGUCAUUUGGCGGCAAGGGAAAGAACGGAAAGUUCGGCAAGGUUGGAAAGCGAUACGCCGGCAAGGGUAACGGCUCACGAAGACUCGAUCGCGGUAUGAGCGUGGAGUUCCAGCGCAACUCGUGCAUCAUUUGGAACGAGUCCAAGGCAAUUGCUUCGGGGAAGAAAUAUGUCGAUAGCGAGUGGGAGCUUUGGUACGCUCGCAUGGGGUAUCUCAACGAAGACUCGUUGGAGAAGAUACGACAGGUUACCACCGGUAUGCCGAAGACUCGGCCGACGGUGAAGACGUUAUGUGGAGGAUGCAUGAAGGGCAAGCAGACGGUCACGCACUUCCCGUCACAGUCGCGGCCGACGACGCCACGCCCUCUGGAGCUGGUUCACACGGUUGUGAUGGGCCCGAUGAAGACGAAGUCUAAGGGCGGGGCCAGAUAUGUACUAGUCUUCGUGGAUGACUACUCGCGAUACGUCGUGACAUACUUCUUGAACAAGAAGAGUGAAGUUGCCAACACGUUCAAGCUGUUCUUGACCAUGUACGAGAACCAAUGGGGAGAGCGCAUCAAGUGUCUGCGCUCAGAUAACGGCAUCGAAUUUGUGAACAAGACAUGGACAAGAUUUGCCAGCAAUACGGCAUCAUACAUCAGAAGACCUCCCGAAGCGAAAAGCUUUAAGUGCAUGUUUCUAGGAUAUGCCGAAGACUCGAAGGGAUACCGAGUUUACGAUUUGGAGUCCAACAAGGUGAAGGUAUCCAGAUCGGUGAAGCUGGAUGAGCGUGAAGUCAAUGGCAUAUAUGAUACGACGACUGCAGAAGACUCGACAAUCAUCUAUGCGAGGAAAGACGUCGAAGGUUCGGCACUGACAGAGCGGACGGAACAACCUGCGGCAUAUGAACUAAUGGAUUCUGUGGAUGAAGAAGAAGUUGAAGAUGUGGAGAUGCAAGUGGAGUCCGAUUCAUCGCCCGGGCAGGAGCUAACUACAUACCGAAGAGUCGCGAGACCGACGAUGGAUGAGAAUAUGUCUUCGUCAGCAAAUAACGAUGACCCGGAGAAUGAUGACCACUUCUGGCCACCAUCACCCAAGCGACCAAGGUUUGACGAAGAUAGCCUGCUCGCCGAGGCAGUACUAGCGUAUGCUGCAGACAUCGGAAAUGCUGAUGAUGCGCCCACGACGUAUCAGCAGGCAAAGCAAAACAACGAGUCUUCGGAAUGGGCGGAAGCAAUGAACAUAGAGCUUAAGGCACAUGCGGACAAUGGGUCAUGGACGCUAGGGUUCAAGCAAAAAUUUGGAGUGGACUUCUUCGAAACCUACUCACCAGUUGCCAACAUGAACUCAAUCCGAGUUGUAUUGUCGGUAGUGGUGGCGUUGGAGUACGUGACGGAGCAGUUGGAUGCGGACACAGCUUUCUUGAAUAGCGAACUCAAGGAGCGUGUGUAUAUGGAGGUUCCGUACUGCAUCACCAACGACAAGAACAUGAUGUGCAGACUCGACAAGGCAAUCUACGGCUUGAAGCAGGCAGCGAGUGUUUGGCACAAGACAAUCCACUGA
Phytophthora megakarya is the source of this 2127-nucleotide messenger RNA. The record is from the annotation of a GenBank genome assembly. Lineage: Eukaryota; Oomycota; Peronosporomycetes; Peronosporales; Peronosporaceae.